Periconia digitata is the source of this 738-nucleotide messenger RNA. NCBI's taxonomy places the organism in Eukaryota, Fungi, Ascomycota, Dothideomycetes, Pleosporales, Periconiaceae. The record is from the annotation of a GenBank genome assembly.
UCACGGUGCCGCGUUCCAGCAGUGCCGUCAUGCCAUCCAUCCUUCCAUUCACACGCUCUGUUUGUGCUGUGCCGUGCGUCCGUCCCUGCGUGUGUGCUUUAACCAUCGAAUAUCCCGACUUAUAAACAUGUUUAUGCGCCAACUGCCUACCCGUACUUGUUACAUCAUCCUCCUCCCAUGUCGGUCGGAGAGGAUCCAGCCAUCAAUCGAACCUCUCGUUCCACGCUCCAACACAAGCCUUCCCACCUACCGCAUCGCCAUCACAGAUAAGCAUUUGUCCCGCAGAUUUCAUCUAUUUCCAUAUCGUCCAUAUGUAUCCAUCUUCAGCCGGGUAUAUAAUUUUAGCAAUCACUUUCAGCCCUAAACCAAACCGUGAUUGGAUUGCCACGCCAAUGCCAUGCCGCACCCUUAUCGAUACGUCGCCGCCCAAAAAAUAUGCCUUGCCCCCGUCCAUGUAUGCCUUCAUCCAAACUCUUUUUGUGCGGUGGCGACGCUGAUAACCCUGCUGUGCAUGUUGCAACCACCGUUUUUCGCUUCAAUCCCAAAGCCUGUUGCUGCUCCUUUGCUGGUGCCGCGCGGCGCACACGGCAUGCCCACGUCAGGCAAUCGACAUGUCCUUCAUGGGAAUCGAUGCUUCACAACUUGAACGUAAUGCCAAAGACAUGGUUUUGUUGGUGUGAUAUUUACAUUCAUCGUACUAAAGUAACCAUGGUUGGUAUCGUGAAACAUACAACAUAG